Messenger RNA from Paecilomyces variotii, 793 nucleotides. RefSeq lists its product as hypothetical. NCBI's taxonomy places the organism in Eukaryota, Fungi, Ascomycota, Eurotiomycetes, Eurotiales, Thermoascaceae. The transcript has 4 exons. The record is from RefSeq and is a predicted model, not a curated record. Bases 107 to 637 code for a protein of 176 amino acids.
CUUUCCUUCAGUUAAUUGUUUCUUCACUUAAUUGCUUCCAUUGCUUCCUCAGUUAGUUAAUUGCUACGAAAACUUCCCUUUUAUUAAAGAUAGAUAUCCUCUCAAUAUGACUGUCAACGUACCAUCCUCUCCAGACUCGAAUGGCUCCGCCCAGACUUGGUUCUCUCAAAUCAAAAGGGAUAUACAAGCAGCAACUGAAUAUAUGGAGCUGAGAUAUGAUAAUAUCUCAGUAGAAAAGGGAGCGUUAUUGGUAGAAUCACUUUCGGAAGAUCCUGACAUUGAGAGACGCAAUACGCGAUUCAGUUAUAACUCGUUAAUCAAAGUGCUCAACAUUUUAAUCAUGCCUACAGAAGUCCAUGAUGUUCAUCAACAUUGGAUCGGCGAAGAAAAACUGGAUAUGGUACUUGCCGGAUUCUUAACUCCCGCAGAAGGUUAUGUGUUGACACUUGGAGUUGGCACAAUUAUUGAUCAUUUCAGGGGACAGUAUACCGGUUCCUUCAAGGCACCUGAUAUGCUUAUACGUUAUGAGCUUCAACCACUACCUAGUAUCGCGGUAGAAUCCGGAUGGGCAGAAUCACUGCCUCGUCUCCACGCAGACAUACGUCUGUGGCUUGAGGGUGGACAGCCAGAUGUUUAACUUGUCAUUGUCCUCUGUUGGACUAAGAUGUCUGGAGCGCCCCUGCAACGCAUAAAAGGGAUCUUCGAAAUAUGGGAACGAGAUGCUGGUAACUCUCCGUAUCUUAAGUAAAAUGGGGAUAUCUUCCUAACGCUGGCAAAUGCAGCUACCCAGGUA